CCACGUGUGUGUGAAAUGGAACACCAACUCACAGCACUUGUCAUAUUCUAUUAAUAUUAGUCUAUUCCGCUCUAUCAUUCAAGAUAACACCAAGACGAAUCACAUCUCAUCAUGGCAGAUGAAGGGGCAGGCGUUUGGGGUGCAAGCAUAGACGAUGAUGGAGUAGGACAAUCACAAAAGAUUGAAAUUGGCGAAAGUAGCGAAAGGCCGGCAACUUUGGAAAGAAGAGAAUCAAAACCUGCACCCCGCUUAUUUGACGAUUUAGGCGAUGCAGGCUGGGGUUCACCGGAUGGUGAUCAGCCAUCAUUUGAUAAACCAGCGCCGAUCACACCUACAGCACCAUCACAAUCUCAUGCUGAUCCAGAAUUUGAAGAUGCUUUGACAGGAAAUGAAGGAUAUAAAAGCGAAAACGGAGAUAAGCACUUUCCUGAUGAACAACAGGAUGAUGACCCGCAUACAUUUAUCAGUGAUGACGAAGAUAAUGAUGAACCAUUUGGAUUUCAAGACAGAACACCUAAAUCAGAUCUUGCCGCAUUCGAAGAUUUCAAAGAGGGACCUGACGAAGGAGAUGAUGAUGACUUUGGAGAUUUUGGGGAAUUUGAAGAAGAAGCACAAACAGAUCAAUUUGGCUCACCCGCUCAGCCCGAAGUGCCACUUCAGCAAGAGAGCAGAAGUGCACCACAACUUGCGAGCGGAUCAAGCUGGCAGCCUCUUGCCAUCACUCCGAACAGUACAUCAGCUUCGAUAGCAAACGAUGUACGUCAGCUCUUGUCAGCUCCACUUUCGGAUGGUCGCACGUACCCUUUCCAUGACGGUGCGGCUUCUCAGCUAUCACAAGACCAGAUCAGACAGGUAGAUGGACCUUCGCAAAUCUUGGUCAGAGAGGAAAGCCGGGCGGCAUGGUCUGCUCUUUCCAAACAGCCAGAAUUGAAACCUGUCGAUUGGAUGCGUUCAAAGACAAGGCGACAAUACCUGAUCGCCGUCGGGGUGCCGAUCAACCUGGACGAGCUAAACACAACCAACACAAAUGGAUCCAAAGCGCUACCGCCAUUGGCUCUAAAGCUUGAUCGGGGAGCGAGAGGAUCAGAAGUAGAGUCGGGACCUACCAGUCAAAAUGACGGUAAAGUUGGCAGUGCUAAAUCAACACGUGAACGAGACAACAAACCUCCUGAAUUUGACACACAAAGAGCAAAAUCAAUCGUCGCAAUGACAGAAGAUCAAUUGACACUUUUGGGAUUACCUGCUCUAAGGGAAUUACAGCGAGAGACAGAGGCUUUGACAAGACAAGCGUCAACAGUUUUGACUCAUUACCUAUCUCAGCGAGAGUCACAUUCUACCGAUGCAGAAAUGUACAACGGAUUAAUCAAAGAUUUGGUCACAGGAGCGGCAAAGAGGGUUAGCACGACAAGUAGUUCAUCUGUUCAAAGACAAGUUAGCGUGCGUAAAUCAGGAAUCGGAGGAGGAAAUCUGCCCAAUAGCGGACGCAAUUCACCAGCGAUUAGCAAUGUUCAAGCUCAAUCAUAUCCAGGAGGAAGGAGUAGUAGUCCCAGAUGAUCUUGUUAUUGAUCCACCUCAUUGUAUUAUCC
Molecule: messenger RNA, 1586 nt
Organism: Meira miltonrushii
Lineage: Eukaryota; Fungi; Basidiomycota; Exobasidiomycetes; Exobasidiales; Brachybasidiaceae
Exons: 1
Coding region: 112-1554 (480 amino acids)
Source: RefSeq, a predicted model, not a curated record